Messenger RNA from Lycium ferocissimum, 1395 nucleotides. RefSeq lists its product as uncharacterized. The transcript has 3 exons. The coding region runs from base 1 to 1395 and encodes 464 amino acids. The record is from RefSeq and is a predicted model, not a curated record. Lineage: Eukaryota; Viridiplantae; Streptophyta; Magnoliopsida; Solanales; Solanaceae.
AUGAAGAAAUGGUUUCCACCGAGCAAAAAGGCUGAACUUCGAGAUAAGAUCUUUGAGUUCAAACAGCUCCCGGGGGAACAAUUAUAUUCGGCAUGGGAGCGGUUCAAGUACUAUCUAGCUCAAUCUCCAACUCAUGGGUUUCCGGAUGCUAUUCUCACCGAGAAAUUCUACAAGGGCUUAGAUACAAUGAAUCAGAUUGCUGUCAAUACUGCCGCGGGAGGAUGCUUCAUGGACAAGUCAUUUGUCAACAUCACCCGUUUGCUUGAUAAACUCACCACCCACAAUCAAGCUUGGCAUUCAACUGAUAAUGAGAGUCUCUCUUAUGGUAGUCCGUCACUAGCCGCUGUUGCAAAAGAAAACCACGAGAGGGAUCAUGCCUUUGCUCAAUUGCAAACCACGGUGGAUCUAUUAUCAAAGAAGUUGGCAGAAAAGGAUGCACUGGGGGUAAAUGCUGUUGAGGAGUUACCACCUCCUCCACAGGGGAUGUAUCAAGUCCCUGAGGGGAUGUACCAAGAUGGAAAUGAUCAAGGAAAUCCAAAUCAGGGGAAUUAUAAUAACAAUAAUUAUGGCAACAAAAGCUCUAACCCUUACAUUCCACCGAGGGGGCAAGCAUCAAAUUUCAAACAGUGGAGAGAUAAUUCAGCUAGCAACUCUGCUAGCAAUGCUGCUAAUGAUUCUGCGGAGCUGAAAAGUAUGAUGCAGAAAAUGCUAAUGAACCAGGACAGAACUGAAAGUACAAUAAAGGGAAUGUCUCAGGUUCAACUAUCUCAUUCAGCUGCCAUUCAGAAGCUUGAAUCGCAAUUCAGAGACCUUUCCAGAGAAGUGCAUACUCCUCAACGUGGACAACUACCAAGUGAUACAGUUCCAAAUCCGAAAGGUGCUGAUAAAAAGGUGAUUGAUCUUGAGCCAAUUGUUGAAGAAGAGGCACAACCUGAUGUGUCUGAUGUUAUUGUGGAGGAAGAAACAGAGGAGAAAGUCCCUAUUAUAGCUGAAGAGGAACAAAAUCUUGAAAAUUUUAAGGCACAAGGAGAAAAACAUGAAAAGGGGAAGGCAAAACUUUCUGGCGCUUUACGCCCUUUGACUCAAUUGUUCAAAUCUUCACCGCCUUUUCCUCAAAGGCUAGUGAGAAAAACAGAAGAUGACAAGUGUUUGCGAUUUUAUGAUCAACUUAAGCAAUUGACGAUGAACAUUUCUUUCAUGGACGCUGUCCAAGAAAUGCCUGGGUUUGCAAAGUAUUUAAAGGAUCUCUUAACAAAAAAGAAGAAGCCAUUGAAACACGACACUGUGGGUAUCACUCAUCGCGUCAGUGCUAUUAUUUCUAAGACCACAGUACAAAAAAGGGAAGAUCGUGGAGCAUUCACCAUUCCGUGCACCAUAGGGCAGCAGGAUUUUUAA